UGGUUAUAAUUGAAUUUCUAAUUAGGGUUUUUGCGACAAUAGAUAAUAAUAUCUUUUUGAAAAAUUGGGUCAGGGGUCCGAUGAUGAAGACUACUGCUCUGUGCGAAAAGAACCCACUUCCUCCCGGUGCGAAAGCGAAGAGCAAAGCCCGCCAGCACGCGAAAUCGAAGAGAACGGAGAAAUUGGAAAAGGAGGAGAUAUUGUCCAAGGAAACUGGUGAUACUAGUUUUCAUGAUUCAGACCCGAAAUUCUUUAUUAACGAGGAGUUGUUGGCUGCUAUGAACAAAGAGCGCCUUCUGGGGCUUGGGCCUGAUCAAGAAAUGUAUCCUCGUCCGGUGACUGAUCAAGAAUAUAUUGCCUUUUUUGAUUUAGAUGUUGAGGAAUAUGAGCUCAUGGCAAAUAUAGUGCGUAACGAUUGCCUCAUUGCUCCUGAAUAUAUAGAUAGCGAAAGUUGCAGCACCAACUCCAACUUAACGGGUGAGGUUGCCCCAACUCCAACUUAACAGCGUGAACCCCGGUUGGCAGGUCUACUGGCAGUGCUUUGCUUGAGUGACGAUCUAUCAAACUAACUAUGAAAGACUUCCAGACCUAUGAAUAUCUUAUUUCCUUAUUGUAUAAUGUCCACUAUGUUUGGAUUAAAUACUUGUAGAAACAAUUCAGGCUCUUGAAAUAUUUGUCAUCUUGACCCUUUAUUAUCGUAUAUAUUUUCGGGGGUUAGUAUUCGUUAUGUUGGUUCUGUUUUUCAAAAUAGUGGCACUCUUUUGUUUUUAUGAGGAAACUGUGUGAGGUUUUUGAUGAGGCCACUUUACUAGCUACCGUUGUGGUGAUGUUGUGGUUAUUUUUGGGAUUUGUUUAGAUAUUGUUCUUCUAAUUGCCCCAAAUCUACAUUGUUUUCCAUGCAAACCAAGAUGAUAUUAUCCCUUAUUUGGUAUAUUCUAAUACUCAUGGAACGAUUUCAACAAUGGUUUCAAUAGAUGACGAAAAUGAUUCAUCCUAUUCCUGAUUUCCUGUAAUGCAUGUCCUCAGUUGAAGGAAGCAAAAACAUCAUUAGAUUGCCGGUUUCCGCUGCAUCUUCGUUAUGCCUCUGUCCGGCAUAUUCUGUUUCCUCAGAAUGAUUGAUUUGUUGUGGGUUAGACCGGUUAAGUUCAACUCCCAAAGCUUGAACCAAUGAACCUUCUACUUACGCUUCUAACAUAUUUGGGUCAAACCCGAUUAGCAGGCCAGCAGGCCCAAGGUGCAUGGAAGGAGGAAACCCCAACAGGAUCUUUCCUCACAAGCAACCCCUUUUCACGUAACAUUCGGUUUCUUUUCAUAUGUUUACCAACACAAAUUAAUCAAAAUUCUCCUGCUUCAGGAUUGUAUCGAUUUAUUUAUUCUGUCUCCUCAAGUCCUCAUCGCUCCAAGGUUUUGGGUAGAUAACCUCGAUGGGUCGGAAGCAAAAGGCCGGCGCGAAGGCGAAAUCGAAGAAGAAGGCGAAGAAGAGAGAGGCGCUGAGAUUGAAGGAGUCGUCGUCGACCCGGCUAUGUCUUGCAACUUAUGAAUUUAAACCGUUGACUGAGGAGCAGCUGAAAUUGCUGGAUAUGAUGAAGACUCAUGAGAGAUUUACGGGGCCCUGUGAAGUUGAGGAUGAUUUAGGUCUCACUACUGAUGAGGAGUACAUGUUGGCCAAAGCUGGACAACUUGAAAUCAGCGAAGCCAGAAUGCGUCAUCUCGAUAGCAUUAAAUCUGAGAGGUUUAACUACUUUAACAAAUAUAAGAUAUUUGAAGAGGAAUGGGAUGAGUUGAAGAAAAGAAACCCAGACAAAUACAAAGGUGAAUAUCCUCCCGAAAAGUAUACACGACUUCCUUGGCACAUAGACACAGAAAAGUCUCUAGCAGUCCGCCGAAGCACAAGUGGAUGUACUCACAAGGAGCUUGAUGCUAAGCCUAAAUCUCCUAAAGAAUCACCAGCUGCAACUUCUGACAGCGGCAAUGCAGGUGAAUUUCCUCACAAUGGGCUUGACGCUAAGCCUGAAUCUCAAAAAGAAUCACCAACUGUAAGUUCUGUCAGCGGCAAUGCAGCGUGAAACAUCGGUCGGCAAUUCUGUUGGCAGUGGUGCGUUGCUUGAGUGGCCGUCUAUCUAGCUAACUAUUAAAGACUUCAAGACUUAUCAGUACCUUAUUAUUGUCUAUCAACCUUAUUGUAUAAGUUCCCACUAUGAUGGGAUUAAGUACUUGUAGAAACAUAUCAGGCUCUUGAAAUAUUUGUCAUCGUGACCCUUUAUUAUUGUAUGUUUUAGGGGUUUUGUACUCGCUAUGUUGGUUCUGUUUUUCAAAAUAGUAGUGGCACUCUUUUGUAUUUACGGGGAAACUGUUUGAGGUUUUUGAUGAGGCCACUCUA
Molecule: messenger RNA, 2380 nt
Organism: Rosa chinensis
Lineage: Eukaryota; Viridiplantae; Streptophyta; Magnoliopsida; Rosales; Rosaceae
Exons: 8
Coding region: 1425-2066 (213 amino acids)
Source: RefSeq, a predicted model, not a curated record